Paramuricea clavata is the source of this 14609-nucleotide messenger RNA. Lineage: Eukaryota; Metazoa; Cnidaria; Anthozoa; Malacalcyonacea; Plexauridae. The record is from the annotation of a GenBank genome assembly.
AAAUGCUACGGUCAGAUUGAGACGCUGAAUCCACCCCUGAUGAAAAUCAAAUGUACGUGUCUUUAGAAGAGAGCAAUGUAGCCAAUGUCGAACCGUCGAACUGUGCAUACGUAAUUAAAUCAAUUAAAGUUAGAUAAAUAGAGGGAAAUCAAGUUCGGAGCGGUAAUUAACGAGAACGUACAGGAAACGCAUAACUAUACGUAUGCGCGUGACCAAUAUUUGACGUCUAAGAUGAUUUAGAGGGGAAACCAAGUGCGGAGUGAAUAAUAACAAAGGUAUAGGGGAAACGAAGAACUAUGUAUGCGUGUCGUAUAUUGCACGUACAGGCUGCUAAUAAAUAAUCCAUGCGAAACAGGAUACUGACAAGUGUUAAUUGGAUGUUCAAGUAAAUACUAUAUAUAUUGCGGAUCAUUGCCAGUUUCAAGAGUAAGAGUUGAAAGUUAUAGUUGUGCAAGAAAGAAUCAAGUCGAACAAGGUAAAACAUUUUAAACCUAGACAAGAAUAUUUAUAUCACAUCUACCAGUGCUUGUUCUAUAAUAUGAAUAUUGAAAAUAUGCAUGAUGCCUGUGGCAGUGUGGCCUGGGUUCAUAAUUGAUAGCGUGUAGAUCGAUUUGGUAGCGUGUUGUGCCCUAGUUAAAGUCCGCAGAAAAUUACAUAUUGCAAAUAUGCCAUCUCAUGUAAUCUUGUUUCACUUUGGCAUUUAGAUUGUAUGAAUGAGAAAAUAUAAAAUUAGAGCCAUGUGAUAGUCAAGCUAGUUGCAAGGGAAAAAUGCCACUGGCGUGAUAUUUAACAGCAGUUUUCGCUUGCUUUCCUAGAUAUUUACGAGAAUGACUUAUUUGAGGUAUGCAUUCGCCCUUGUUGUCAUGGUAAGUAUUGAUGAUGGUAACUUGUUAUCUUAAUUAAAUUAAAGAAAUUAUUUAUGUUUGCAUCCUUUAAAUGUUUGCACCAAAUAUUUACGAUUGCAUUCGAAUAUGCAUUACAUAAUUAUAUAUAAUACAUACCUAAGAUUAAAAUUUACAGCAAAUGGGCCGCAAAUGGCAAACUUCAGUCUUAAAAGCUUCAAACCAUAUUUAAACAGUUGGCUCAACAGUUGGCUGUUUGAAUUAAGUUAGUGUAAUUUGUGUGUUAAAAUUGAAGCAUGAGUAAGGACCUAUAGGCAGCUACUUAGCUAGAGAAAUCUUGUAGAACGCAUACCACCAACUGACUGCAAUUUUACUAUAAAAAUGUUUGAGAAGCUAUAAGACUAAGAAUGUAGACCUAGCUCCCAGGAAAUAAAAUGAAUAAAAUGAAACUUUAUUUAUGAAUACUAUACACUUUAAUAAUUGUGUAGUCAACAGACAAUUUUAGAAAGCUUGAAAUAAUCGCAGUUCGCGGUGGACAGCGCUAUUCAGCCUUUGCACAACCGACCAAGUUAAGGUCUCUAAUAAAACAUUAAUGCGGAUUGAAAAGUGCUUGUAGUACUUGUCAAUGCAUGAUCAUGACACUGAACACACCAAUAUUACAUGCAUGAAUAAUGUAUAAUUUUCAACAGGGGAACACACUCGUUCCCCCCAUUGUUUCAACUUUCCAGCCCAUAGCCAGUUUCCUUAAUUGCUACAAAUGCCCUACAAAUGUCUCCAACCCAGAAAAGAAAUUAUUUUGUGUUUUUACUUCGUGUAUACUGUAAUCCUUUUUAAAUGCAAUAUUCUUAAAUUAUUAUAAACAUCUUGGGCUUUAGAGCAUGACUGCUCGGAAUGCAUAUAUGAGUUGCGUUGAAUAGCGCGGCGAGUGCAUGCGCUUCCGGACUGUCACUUACAUACUUGUACGCUCGAUCAUCAAGCUUUUCGACUUCCCCUCAAAAUAUAUGAGUUGAGUGUUUCUUGACAUCGAAUGCCUCUAAUCCUUUAUUACCCUCUCUCUCAACGAUAAGUCCCCCUACUCUUAAUUUUAAGCACUCGUCACUGUUAAUCCCACCCCUCUCUCACGUGCAGGGGCGUAGGAACCGGGGGGGGGGGCACAGGGGGCACGUGCCCUCCAAAUGUUUUCAAGGACCAAAAGUGCCAUUUUUUGUGAUGAAAAGUGCCCCGUUUUUGAACAAGCUAAUGUCGCUGUAAAUACUAAAUUAAACAUCAAAGGUGCCCUUUUUGUUUGCACAUUUCGAUGUUUUAAAAAACAUUUGGUCAAAAACGCGCAAUUUUGGUAUAGUUCGGACGGGGAGUGAAUUCCAAACGUCUCAAUAUAUUUUAUGGAUGAUCAAAGUGAGCCUAAAGAAGCGUUCGUAAAACGGAUUUAGUACACCUUACACUAAAUGACGAAUGAAUAAAAUACACUAACUUUACGUAUGCCAAACUGAAUGAUUGUCGAUACAGUAUACAAUAGAUUAUGUUUUCAUUUCUGUUUGUUAAUAUUAAUAUGUAUACAUAUCAAUAAUUUUAGGCAAUGGUGUCCUUAUAUCCAACACCUACCAGCGGUGAGUUUAACGAGUCUGUUGUUCAAUAUAUCAUUUAUUAUAGAGUUCUUGCAUGCAUAUAUGGAGACAAGGGCGUUAAUUCUGGGAGUAAGAGGAUCAUAGGGCGGAGGGGCAUGCCUAUAGUGUGACGCAAUGACAUCUCUCUACAUUUUGAAGACGUAAAUAAAUUAAUACAAUUAUAUUACUUAUUCUAAUUCAAUUCUUAUACUAAUUCAUCAGGUAAUUAUCCAAUGAAGUUCGUCAAAUCCUGUCACACACCUCGUUAAAGUCGGCUGCGUAUUAUGCAUUAUAUGCAUGUAUCUUGAUCACAUGUAUUUUUGUCAUGUAUAAAUGUACAUGUAAUCUCGCCUUUGGCUCGAGCAUAGUCUGUCAAGAUAUGAUGGUCUGGAAGCCCACACAGCAAACUUCAAAGCUACAAAAUAGAAGGCUUUGUUUGAUGUUGAACAGUAUAUCACCGUGCACAAAUCCUUUGUCUCAAUUUUAUUAAAUAUUAGGCAACGUUUACACUGUACCGUUUUCGUAGCGUUCUCGUAUUGUUCUUAAUCCUCAAGGGAACGCAAGACAAUAGUCUAGUUCUCUCGAACAAUACGAGAACGCUACGAAAACGGUACAGUGUAAACGCUGCCUUAGUCAUCGUGGUUGUACGUUUCAUGUCAGCUAUUCCUAUUGGACGGUCACUUAAUUAUACGAAAAUACAAUGAACUCAAUCACCGUGACCGUGCACAAAUUAACAUACUCAGGCAAAAACAUAAUAGCUACAACGACUCAAUCUGCUUAGUUUCCAGACCAUCACAAUAUCUUGACAGACUAUGUGGCUCGAGUCUUUAUACAAUGAUAAAGCCCUAUAGCUCUUGCUCGGUUUGCUCCACCCAAACAAUUUCUAUUCUUUAAUUGUUUGCGAUCAUGUAACUUUUCAUCCAAAUGACGGGCAGUCAAACAACUUGUGGGCGAUUUUUCUCCUAUCCAAAUUGUUGUAGAAAGAAAAACUGAAUGGUAAUUCAUCUUUUGAGUCGAAAACUGUCUCUAAACUCGAUCAAUGCAUUAAAAUAGCCGGUUCUUGUUAUACCUGCCCAUCAACUGAAAUCCCAAAAUUACGUCAUUGCAAACAUGAAUGGCACGAUAGAAACAAAAUAUAACGGAUAAAACCAUCAAUUUUAAACUAGCUAAAAAAAUCAAACUGGACAUUACAAUAACCUCACUUGGCCAAUUCUUUAUCUUUGUAUUAAAAUAUAUUAUUCUCACAUAUACUGUAUAUACCGACCUGUUGUUAUGGUAUAAUUAUUUGGUAAAAUGCCCAUCGUUCCAUUGUUAUAGAUUUUGCCCCAAGAAUUUCGCCACUGACACUAACCGUUGUCACAAAUACCAAUGCAAAGUGCAAACAUAUAUUAAAGAAAAAACAAUUUUCCCACUUUCUUAAUUAAAAAAGAAACUUACACGUUGCAAGUUUUCGGGCAGUAUACCAUGAAGUAUCCAUGCAGUAAAAGUUGAGUUGGAUAGAUUCCCUAUUGAAUGGCAUGGUAUAGAAACAAAUUAGAACGGAUAAAACCAUGCCGAUAAAUUUGUACUAGGCCUAGUUAAAAAAGGUCAAAUUAAAACAUAUUACAUAUAUUCUCACAUACUGACUGACUUAUUGUACAAAUUAUUUAGUAAAAAUGUCCACCGUUUCGUAGUAACCAUGCAAACAUAUUAAGAAAAAUGCAACCACAAUAAAACAAUUAAAAGGGUACUAAUUAAAUUUUCUAAAGAACAAGUCAGAAACAGCUCGGAGUCUGUAGGAGAUAUACACGAAUUUAUUAUAUAGUAGAGAGUGAGAUACUGAAAAAUACACAGUGAGAUAUUUUCCAUAUCUUCACUAGUGAAGAUAUCGAUCACGUGACUUUUUCCAAUUUGCUUUUGAGCGUGAAAUUUCACAAUUUUUUGCUUGGGACUAUAUAAUAAACAGAACAUUACACGGUAGCUUGAAGAUAUGACUUUCAUCUUCUCGUGUUAAAAACAAUAUUUUACUCGGCACUCGUUGCGCUCGUUCGUAAAAUAUUGUUUUCACCACUCGAAGAUAAAAGCCACACCUUCGCGCCGCCGUGUAACAUCCUCUAUAUACCUAAAAAUAUACAAAAAGAACUUCGACGUUUCGAGCGAAGGACGCAUGAGUAGUUCGAAGUUGGCUUCUAACUUUCAGACGACUGAAGGCCUUCGCUUGUAUUUUUCAGGUAGUUGUUUCUCUCCUUCAAAACUCUGCUGUUUCUACUCAUCGAAAUUUUAACGAGUCUCAAACACUGUCAUGCACUGAUCACUUUGUGGCAGCAAACCAUGUAAUCACAAAACAUGUGAACCACGGACACAUUAUAAUAUACUUAAUAUCAGUAUUUUUUGCAUCAAUUGGUGUGGGUGGAAGCUGCAUGCAUGCUGGGAUUUAAAAUUACGUAAUUCGAAUGCCUUUUGGGCAUACAAAAAUAUAUGAAAUUUGUGCAUACAAAAAUAUAGGAAUAACUAAUUAUAAUAAGGAGACAUGCAAAUUAUUAUGGGUGAAUUAAAAGUGACCUACAGACUGUAUUUCGAGAACUUAUAGGGUUACGCAUGACAAAAAUAUAGGAAAAAAUGAAAACCUGUCAAUAUAGUCAAGGAGUGGAAAAGUUAAAAAGGGUUUAUAAUCCUAUACGUGCUGUAACAAAGCAAGUCUACUAUUAAUUAUUGAACACAAGUUGUUGAUGUUUUUGGUUCAAGUGGUUUUUUUGGUUAUAAGUUAGUCGUCAAAAGUUACACCCAUGCAGUACUUAUAGAUUAUUUCAUUUGAGUGUGUAAGCGUGCUACCAUUGAAACUGACUGACAGACGUCGAUCAGAAGUAUUUCAUUGUUGUUGGAUUGAAUGGAUUAUAAUUAAUAUGAUAAUUAAUGAAAUUUAUGUAAUUGUUAUAGAUAAUGAAUAAAAGUAUCUAUACGUGCAAGAUGUAGAACAUUUUUAAGGCGCAUAAAUUCUGACUCGGUAUUCCUAUUUUAUUUCUCUUCCUUUAGCAAAAUGCCCGCUUUUCAAGUGUUCGAGGCCUUGUCCUCGCGGAUAUGUUACUUUUAACGGUUGUCGACUUUGUCUGUGUAAAAGUAAGUUGACAGUAUAAAGUAAGUUUAUAAAGUAUAAAAUAAGUCUAAGUCGUAAUCUCUCGGGGCACAUAUUUAUUUCAAGUGUCGUUUAAGGGGCUUGAGAAAGGGAAGAGGUGGAUGAGACUAACUUGAUUACAAAUUUGACAAAGAUAACAUAAGCUAAGCUCCUAUAUGAGCUACCUGACCUUUAAUAGCUGAUCAGUAGCCGACGAGCUACAUUAGUGACAAAAAGCUUUUGGACCGUGAUAUACUAUAUAGGUGUACAUUACAAAAUACUGUCCAGCAUAAUAACAUCACCUUGGGCUGUCUGUGCACAUUGUGCCAGUGUAGCUGUCGUAGAUGCCAUUACUAAAAAAUGCAAAGUUGGUUAAAACAACCAAAGAAUUGGUUGUCUCAGAUUCAUUUUGUUUCUUAUAACAGAUGAUUAAUUUAUUGGUUAUCUUAACCAAUCGGUUUUUACAGUGUAAUCAGUGGUGUAUAGAACUGAAACGAUAACAAGGGGGGUUGUUAAAGGGGAGCGGGCCGGUGACAAGAUGUGAGGGUGACAAUUAAGGCGUGGAGGGUGCAACAUGGUAAACAUGGAAAGUUCCAGCAUUAUUUUGGUUCUGGUAAUUCUUCAAUUAGUGUUUUUUGCAGAAAGGACUUAACUUCAAAUAAUAGAUUCCGAUAUACCGAAGCUAUUUCACGUUGGAGCCACAUACAUGACAUAAUAGUAUGCUCAUAGUAAUCAAUUAGUACAGAUUACUAACACCAUUCCCGCAUCAUUUUAACAGUACAGUUGCAAAGAACUUUCCAGGUUAUGGUUAUGCAAUCUGCAAAAAUGUUGUGAGGUCAGCCCCCCCCCCAAAUCUGCAUGAAAUUUUAACAAGGCCUGAGUCCCCCCUGAGCUCCCCCUCUUCUACACCCCUGAGUGUAAUAAUAUAGCAACAACUAUUAAUCUUGAUUUCAGGAGCAACAUGUCCAUAUUUGAAGUGUUUUAGGGCUUGUCCGCUAGGAUAUGUUAUUGAUAAAAAUGGUUGUCGAACUUGCACUUGCAAAAGUAAGUGAAUAUUAUAAUCUACAUACAGCUGCAUGAGCGACUGCAUAUACUUGCAACAGGAGUCGAGUGGUUGUAUAGUCAUCAAAUGCAACAUGCACGUACAGUAUACAUAUAUAGCUCGUGAUUCGCAAAAUGUAAUCAGGAGGAUUUUGUAUUUUUGAAUAAUGCAAUUAUGGUUAUAUCAUAAGCUCGACUUGUGAGUAGCUGACCAUGCGUCGAACUGACGAGAUGCGCAAAGCACUCAUCACUUCAGACUCUGAUUCAAUUGCUCUCUACAGACUCUACUGUAUUUUAGAACUUCCAGUCUGUUCACUACCAAUACGAAGAAACUAUAGUGUUGUUUAAUUUAAAUAUAUAGUUCUGCAUAAUUAUAUAGGAAUCAUGAGCUCAAGUCGUAUGAUAACUGACGACGACAUGCAUGCGUGCAAGCACAUCAUGUCACCACUGCUCUUACUAUUAUACCUGAUUUACUUCUAUAAUUACACACGACAUGAUUAUUUCAAACUUAUAUUAUUUGCAAAUCUUUCACAAAUAUUGUAAUAUAAUUUGGUGCUAAAACAACCGGAAAUUUCAAUAUAAAGGUUUGAUUAAAAUUAUUACAAUAAUAUACGGUCAGUUUUUUGAAAUAAAGUUAUGAAUAGUGGUUUUAAAAUAUAUUCUCUUUACUUUUUCAGCACAAUAAAUUUUUUCUUUGCUUUGGUGGAAAGUCUUGUCCUUCGAAUCUAUCAUUAAUACUGUUCUAAUAUUGCUUUUAUUUAUAGGUGCUCCAAUAUGCCCAGUUCAUUUGUGUAUACAGCGUCUUUGUCGUUAUGGAUUUAUGAAAGAUAAAAAUGGUUGCCCAACUUGCCAAUGUAACAUUAGACGUAAGCACUCCAGUAAUAUAGCCGCGAUGCAUGUGUACCAUGGUUCUCUUUUACCAUUUUAAAAUGAAACACACCACAUUUAAGAAAUAAAUAAAUCAAACUUGAAUAAUUAAAUCAUAUUAUAACCUACAGUUGUUGAACGUACAGCCCCUCCCCUUAAUUGCUUGACGAAAUUCAAGAUUUUUUUCAAAUUUUGGCGCCAUUUCGUUUUUUUUUGUUAUUUUUCAUACAAAAAUGUUCUGGGGGAGAAUUCCUCGAUCGUGGAGGGCACCUCCCUACUAUUAUACAAUCAUACAACACCACACUAAACUGAAAUGAUCUCUCUACACAAAUAUUGCUUUAUAUUUUAACAGAACCAAUCUGUUUACCUCGCUUGUGUGUAAGGCCUUGUCCCCUAGGAUAUGUUGCCGAUAAAAAUGGUUGCCAAACUUGUAUCUGCAAACGUAAGUUAACCUAAUUUGUUUUUAAGUAGUGUUAUACCUAGGUAUAAUAUAUAUUAUGGCAUUGCAUUUAUUAACACUUAUUGACUAGGACCGAAAGAAACAGUAUAUAUGUUUUGUGCGCUCGAGACUGCCAAUGUUUUUUCAGACUUGGUAUAUACAAAUAAAUAUAGAUACUAAUUUAUUUAGCAACUGCAACAAUAUUGAGAAGUCAUGCAGCCCGCCCCCACCCAAAUCGCCAUGAAAUUUUGAACAAGGGAUGAGCUCCCCUGAGCUCCCCCUUUUCUACACCUCUGAGUGUAAUAAUAUAGCAACAACUACUGCUCUCGAUUUCAGGAUCGACGUGUCUAUAUAUUUGAAUUUUGUAUUAUUGAGCAUGCAAUUAUGGUUAUAUCAUAAGCUCGACUCGUGGGCGAGCUGACCAGUCUUAGGGAAGAAUACAAAAAUGUUCUGGGGGAGAAUUCCCCAAGACAUCCCUAUUAUUAUACAAUCAUAUAUACGACACCACACCUACCUUUUUGGAGACUUAUUAAGAGUGAAUUAAAAGUGACCUAUAUCAUGGAAAUCUUAUAUACACUAGAUAGUGCAUCUAAUUAUUCUGCAGUUCAAGAAUUGAAGCCGUGAUUGCAAUCUCAGGUCGUUCCCAUGAAAUUAGAAGAUUCGUAUGUUUUCUAUUUCUUAAACAGGGAACUUAAACAUUAAUUCGAAAUUCGUUUUUAAAAUAUUCAAAUGAUGAAAGUUAUUGUUGUUUUUAAGCGUUUAUUAGCAAGUGGGAAUGACCAACAUGGCUGCCAUCUAUUCAAAUGGGGGUAACCGCUGGAAUAUUCUUGGCUUCAAUUUUACUAAAAGAGAUGCGCUAUCUAGUGUGUAUAAGAUAUCUAUGACCUAUACAGACUGCAUUUCAAGAACUUAAAAUAGGGUUAUAUGCAUGGCAAAAAUAUAGAAAAAAUGGUUGUCGAACUUGCACUUGCAAAAGUAAUUCUAAUUUUAUACCAAUAAGUGAAUAUUAUAAUCUACAUGCAGCUGCAUGAGCGACUGCAUAUACUACCUGCAUGCACCAGGAGUCGAGUGGUUGUGUAGUCAUCAAAUGCAACAUACACGUAUAGCUAUAUAGCUCGUGAUUUGCGAGAAUAAACUACACGUUUAUGUAAUCAGGAGGAUUUUGUAUUUUUGAAUAUGCAAUUAUGGUUAUUUCAUAAGCUCGACUUGUGAGUGGUUGACCAUGCGGCAUGCGUCGAACUGACGAGAUGCGCAAAGCACAAAUUAAUCACUUCAGACUCUGAUUCAAUUGCUCUCUACAGACUCUACUGUAUUUUAGAACUUCCAGUCUGUUCACUACUAAUACGAAGAAACUAUAGUGUUGUUUAAUUUAAAUAUAUAGUUCUGCAUAAUUAUAUAGGAAUCAUGAGCUCAAGUCGUAUGAUAAGUGACGAUGACAUGCAUGCGUGCAAGCACACCAUGCCACCACUGCUCUUACUAUUAUACCUGAUUUACUUCUAUAAUAACACACGACAUGAUUAUUUCAAACCUAUAUUAUUUGCAAAUCUUUCAAAUAUUGUAAUGUAAUUUGGUGCUAAAACAACCGAAAAUUUCAAUAUAAUGGUUUGAUUAAAUUAAUUAUUACAAUAAUGUACGGUCAGUUUUUUGAAAUAAAGUUAUACUGCAGGUUUUAAAAUAUAAUAUCUUUUCAGCACAAUAAAUUUUUUCUUUGCUUUGGUGGAAAGUCUUGUCCCUUCGAAUCUGUCAUUAAUACUGUUCUAAUAUUGAUUUAUUUAUAGGUGGUCCAAUAUGUCCAGUUCAUUUGUGUAUACAGCGUCUUUGUCGUUAUGGAUUUAUGAAAGAUAAAAAUGGUUGUCAAACUUGUAUUUGCAAACGUAAGUUAACUUAAUUUGUUUUUAAAGUGCAUAUGACAUGAAAUUUCUUAUUUUCUUAAAUGAAAGAACUCUUUAAGUGUAGUGUAACUUUUUUUUCAGUUUCUUGUCUUUAUGGUUUGUUCCCGAGAUAUUUCAAUUUGUUUGAUGUGUAAAUGAUUGUGAAUAUCUCCGCUAAUUUAUGACGUCAUGUUGGUUGCAAGCUCAACUUACACUGGUUAUAAAUGUAUUAACUCUAAAAACUGUUGAUAUCAGUUUACGUUUUUCUCCAGUGUUUCAUCACAUUUACCAGUGAGUGAAGUUUGAAAUUAUCAUCUUGGAUGAUAGCACUGAUAUUCAACCAUUUUGAAGAGCUAGCUUGCAACCAACAUGACGUCAUAAAUUAGCGGACAUAUUCACACUCAUUUACAUAUCAAACAAAUUGAAAUAUCUCGGGAACAAACCAUAAAAACAAGAAACUCAAAAAUAAGUUACACUACAACUUAAAGAGUUCUUUCAUUUACCAAAAUAAAAAAUUUCAUGUCAUAUGCACUUUAAGUAGUGUUAUACCUAGGUAUAAUAUAUAUUAUGGCAUUGUAUUUAUUAACACUUAUUGACUAGGACCGAAAGAUCGAAACAGUAUAUAUGUUAUGUGCACUCGAGACUGCCAAAUAUGUUUUUUUUCAGACUUGGUAUAUACAAAUAAAUAAAUAAAUACUAAUUUAUUUAGCAACUGCAACAAUAUUGAGAGGUCAUCCCGCCCACUCAAAUCGGAUUUGGAGACUUAUUAGGAGUGAAUUAAAAGUGACCUACAGACUGCAUUUCAAAAACUUAAAAUAGGGUUAUAUGCAUGGCAAAAAUAUAGAAAAAAUGGUUGUCGAACUUGCACUUACAAAAGUAAGUGAAUAUUAUAAUCUACAUGCAACUGCAUGAGCGACUGCAUAUAUAUUGCAGCAGGAGUCAAGUGGUUGUAUAGUCAUCAAAUGCAACAUACACGUAUACUUACAUAUAUAGCUCGUGAUUUGCGAAAAUAAACUACACGUUUAUGUAAUCAGGAGGAUUUUGUAUUUUUGAAUAUGCAAUUAUGGUUAUAUCAUAAGCUCGACUUGUGAGUGGUUGACCAUGCGUCGAACUGACGAGAUGCGCAAAGCACUCAUCACUUCAGACUCUGAUUCAAUUACUCUCUACAGACUCUACUGUAUUUUAGAACUUCCAAUCUGUUCACUACUAAUACGAUCGAAGAAACUAGUGUUGUUUAAUUUAAAUACAUAGUUCUGCAUAUAUAGGAAUCAUGAGCUCAAGUCGUAUGAUAACUGACGACGACAUGCUUGCGUGCAAGCACACCAUGCCACCACUGCUAUUACUAUUAUACCUGAUUUACUUCUAUAAUAACACACGACAUGAUUAUUUCAAACCUAUAUUAUUUGCAAAUCUUUCAAAUAUUGUAAUGUAAUUUGGUGCUAAAACAACUGAAAAUUUCAAAUAAAGGUUUGAUUAAAAUUAUUACAAUAAAAUACGGUCAGUUUUUUGAAAUAAAGUUAAAGUGGUUUUAAAAUAUAUUGUCUUUAAUUUUUCAGCACAAUAAAUGUUUUCUUUGUUUUGGUGGAAAGUCUUGUCCCUUCGAAUCUGUUAUUAAUACUGUUCUAAUAUUGCUUUAUUUAUAGGUGCUCCAAUAUGCCCAGUUCAUUUGUGUAAACAGCGUGUUUGUCGUUAUGGAUUUAUGAAAGAUAAAAAUGGUUGUCAAACUUGCCAAUGUAACAUUAGACGUAAGCACUGCAGUAAUAUAGCCGCGAUGCAUGUGUACCAUGGUUCUCUUUUGCCAUCUUGAAAUGAAACACACCACAUAUAAGAAAUAGAUAAAUAAAACUUGAAUAAUUAAAUCAUAUUAUAACCUACAGUUAUAGAACGUACAUGCAGCCCCUCCCCCUUAAUUGCUUGACGAAAUUCAAGAUUUUUUCAAAUUUUGGCGCCAUUUUGUUAUUUUCCGUGCAGACGCGGAUUUGUACGGCGCUCUCACUAUAUCCAAAAUCUGUUUCAGAAAACGCACGAAGCGAGUCCUAUAGGGGUAAAAAAAGUACAAAAGGGCUCUGGUGGAGAAUUCCUCGUGACGGACACCUCCCUACUAUUAUACAAUCAUACAACACCACAACUUUUUGUCACCAUACAACAACCAUCUGUCAUCUCUUCACAGUUCACACUCAGUAUACAGGGUGUCUCAAAAAAACCGCUACCCUUGGAAAUUCACCAUUGUUCUAAUUUGAAUGCCUGAGUGCUAUCUUGAACUCAUGGGUGGAUGAACAAUUUGAAUGGAAUUUUAUGCUUGAGAAGUUAUUAUGUAAUUGAACGAUUUUCGUGCAGUUAUACUUUUGUAUGAACCUACUUUCAAUUCCCAGGAUAAACAAUUUCGCUUUUCAAGGAAGAUAUUUUAAUUCCGAAGAUCUUUAAUAUAUGUAUCCUGUGAAAAUGUUUACGCAUUCAUGGCUUCAACAAGGUUCAGGCAUUCAAAUUAGAACAAUGGUGAAUUUCUAAGGGUAGCGGUCUUUUGAGACACCCUGUAUAAUAGUAUGGUCCCUUUCUGUAGAUGCCGCCUCCCCCACUGACGAGUUCUUUAAUUAAAAAGGCCCUGCUACAUGAUGCAGCACUGAAAUGAUUUCUCUACAAAUAUUGCUUUAUAUUUUAACAGCACCAAUCUGUUUACCUCGCUUGUGUAUAAGGCCUUGUCCCCUAGGAUAUGUUACCGAUAAAAAUGGUUGUCAAACUUGUAUUUGCAAACGUAAGUUAACUUAAUUUGUUUUAAACACAUUUUUUAUUACUGAAACCAAACUCGAUAUAAACAACACUUUCCCUCCAUUUCUCGCUGCAUUAAACCGUAAGAUUUAAUGACCAAUACAAAUCUAAUUUGCCUUCAUACAGUAUAACAUGCAUGUUAGAAGUUACGUAUAACCUGAACCAUAAUUUACUGGUGCAUUAGGACUGGUAGAUAUAAUUAACUCAGUUUUAGAUAAAUUGCAGUGCAGAUCAACACGACCAAGCAAAAAUUGUUUGCAGGCCUGCAAUCCGUUGCCUUCACUUUUUGAACUUAAGUUCACACUCCAGAUAUAUUUCUCACUCUAGAUUUAUAUGGUGCUCACUUGUGUAAGUCGUGAUAUACCUAAGUAUAAUAAAUAUUAUGGCAUUAUAUUUAUUAACACUUAAAAUACUCAUUAAUAAUUCAUAAACCUUGUGGCAAACAUGUCAGCCAUAUAAUAUGUCACGUGGAGUGACUAUAUAUCUGAUAAAGCAUGUGGCAUUAUAUAAUUGUUCAUCCUCAUUAGUAUGAUUAUAUAAUGAAGGAUUAUAUAAUGAAUCAUCCUAAUUAGUAUUCUUUUGUAGUCGUAUUUUAAGCUAUUCAAAACACUCGGCGUUUUCGUGUUUUAUCAGACAUAAAACGUUCGGCUGCGCCUCGCGUUUUAUAUCUGAUAAAACACUCCUACUCGUGUUUUAAAUAGUACUUGUAUAUUGACUAGGACCGAAAGAAACAGUAUAUAUUUUGUGCACUCGAGAUUGCCAAUGUUUUUUUUCAGACUUGGUAUAUACAAAUAAAUAGAUACUAAUUUAUUUAGCAACUGCAACAAUAUUGAGAGGUCAGCCCCCCCCCCCCCCAAAUUGGCAUGAAAUUUUUAACAAGGACUGCUCUCGAUUUCAAGAUCGACUUGUCUAUAUUUGAAUUUUGUGUUAUUGAACAUGCAAUUAUGGUUAUAUCAUAAGCUCGACUCGUGGGUGAGCUGACCAGUCAUAGGUGGGGGGGGGGACAAAAAUAUUCUGGGGGAGAAUUCCCCCAGACCUCCCUAUUAUUAUAAAAUCAUAUAUACGACACCACACCUAACGUUUUGGAGACUUAUUAGGAGCGAAUUAAAAGUGACCUACAGACUGCAUUUCAAGAACUUAAAAUAGGGUUAUAUGCAUGGCAAAAAAAAUAGAAAAAAUGGUUGUCGAACUUGCACUUGCAAAAGUAAGUCAAUAUUAUAAUCUACAUGCAGCUGCAUGAGCGACUGCAUAUAACUUGCAGCAGGAGUCAAGUGGUUGUAUAUAGUCAACAAAUGCAACAUACACGUAUACCUACCUAUAUAGCUCGUGAUUUGCGAAAAUAAACUACACGUUUAUGAUCAGGAGGAUUUUGUAUUUUUGAAUAUGCAAUUAUGGUUAUAUCAUAACCUCGACUUGUGAGUGGUUGACCAUGCGUCGAACUGACGAGAUGCGCAAAGCACCCAUCACUUCAGACUCUGAUUAAAUUGCUCUCUACAGACUCUACUGUAUUUUAAAACUUCCAGUCUGUUCACUACUAAUACGAUCGAAGAAACUAGUGUUUGUUUAAAUUAAAUAAAUAGUUCUGCACAUAUAGGAAUCAUGAGCUCAAGUCGUAUGAUAACUGACGAUGACAUGCUUGCGUGCAAGCACACCAUGCCACCACUGCUCUUACUAUUAUACCUGAUUUACUUCUAUAAUAACACACGAUAUGAUUAUUUCAAACCUACAUUAUUUGUAAAUCUUUCAAAUAUUGUAAUGUAAUUUGGUGCUAAAACAAAUAACCGAAAAUUUCAAAUAAAGGUUUGAUUAAAAUUAUUACAAUAAUGUACGGUCAGUUUUUUGAAAUAAAGUUAUAGUGGUUUUAAAAUAUAUUCUCUUUAAUUUUUCAGCACAAUAAAUUUUUUCUUUGCUUUGGUGGAAAGUCUUGUCCUUCGAAUCUGUUAUUAAUACUGUUCUAUAAUAUUGCUUUUAUUUAUAGGUGCUCCAAUAUGUCCAGUUCAUUUGUGUAAACAGCGUCUUUGUCGUUAUGGAUUUAUGAAAGAUAAAAAUGGUUGUCAAACUUGUAUUUGCAAACGUAUGUUAACUUAA